Messenger RNA from Asparagus officinalis (garden asparagus), 624 nucleotides. RefSeq lists its product as uncharacterized. The transcript has a single exon. The record is from RefSeq and is a predicted model, not a curated record. Lineage: Eukaryota; Viridiplantae; Streptophyta; Magnoliopsida; Asparagales; Asparagaceae. The coding region runs from base 1 to 624 and encodes 207 amino acids.
AUGUUCGAGGAGUUCAAGAAGAACAUGAUCAAGGAGUUCGAGAUGACUGACAUUGGAGAAAUGUCAUACUUUCUUGGAGUAGAAGUGUCGCAAUCAGAGAAAGGAAUCUUCAUCUCUCAGAAAAAGUACGCAAAGGAGAUCAUUCGGAAGUUCAACAUGAACAACUGCAAACUAAUUGCAACUCCUGUCGAAGUUAGAGUGAAGCUGAGGAGAGACUCACCAGGAAUCUCUAUUGAUCCAACUCUAUACAAGAGUUUAGUCGGGAGCUUGCGCUACCUAACCAUCACCAGGCCUGACAUAGUGUUCGCGGUAGGACUGGGGAGAAGAUAUAUGGAGGAGCCAAGGCAGGAGCAUUUCAAGGUCGCCAAGAGAAUUCUCAGGUAUGUCCGAGGAAGUAUUGAUCAAGGAUUAUUUUAUACACGGUGUACAGAUUCGAGAUCAGUCGGCUACACCGACAGCGAUUAUGGUGGAGAUUUAGAUGAAAGAAAGAGCACAUCUGGCUACAUGUUCAAUAUCGGAUCAGCAGCAUUCUCAUGGUCAUCAAAGAAGCAGUCUAUCGUCGCUCUAUCAAGUUGCGAAGCUGAAUACAUAGCAGCUUCAGCAUGUGCGUGUCAAGCAAUAUAG